Porites evermanni is the source of this 1344-nucleotide messenger RNA. The record is from the annotation of a GenBank genome assembly. NCBI's taxonomy places the organism in Eukaryota, Metazoa, Cnidaria, Anthozoa, Scleractinia, Poritidae.
AUGGCUGGCGUGGUAAACGACAACUGGCAGACGGAAUUGCCUAGUAUUGAAGAAAGGACAAUGUUUAUCUUCAACAAAGAACUCAUGAGCGAUGUGAAGUUUGUUUUUACCGAGGCGAACGAUGACGGAAGCAAGAAGGCAAAGCUGGCGAUCCCAGCUCACAAGUUUGUUCUUGGUAUCGGCAGUCCUGUGUUUUAUGCCAUGUUCUAUGGUCCAAUGGCGGAAACUACAGAUUCCAUUGAACUACCUGACUGUGAUUAUGAGAGUCUGCUAGAGUUGUUUCGCCAUUUGUACGGCGAUGAGGCAAUUUUAAGCGAAAGCAAUGUCAUGCAAGUUUAUUACUUAGCCAAGAAAUACAUGGUGCCUUCCCUUGUGGAAAGAUGCACUGAACAUAUGAGAGAGAAUGUGGAAGGAUCAAAUGUUUUUUCAGUGUUGCUGUUGGCUAAGAAAUUUGAGGAAAAAUCUUUGGAAGAUCGCUGCUGGGGAGUGAUAAAGACCGAAACAACAGAAGCUGUGAUGUCAGAAGACUUUGUCACGCUAGAGCGAUCUCUCGUCGAGUCUAUUGUAAAAAUGGAGAGGCUUUUUGUAAAAGAGGUCGAAUUAUUUAAGGCGGUUGAUCUUUGGUCCACGAAAGAAAUUGAAAGGCGUGGGUUGACCAUAAAUGUCAGUACAAAGAGGGAAGUUCUAGGAGAGGAAAUUGUGAAAGCCAUAAAGUUUCCACUGAUGUCUCAGAAAGAGUUUAUGUCUGUUGUCCCUGAUUCUAACAUACUGACAGUGAAAGAGGUUGUUGAUAUGAUGAAACACUUCAGUGACAUUACAGAAGUAUCUCUACCAUUCAAUCAGUCUCCCCGAUCUGGUCCGCAUAAGCGCUGCCUUAGAUUUAACAUCACCAAUGGCUCUGUCAGUACCAAGUCAUUUAGCAAGCCAGCUGUCACUCAGAAUAUUCCUUUCAUCAUUAACAAAGGAAUUUUUUUACAUGGAGUACAGUUCUUUGGUAAAUAUGGUGGCAAUUACAUAGUUGAUGUUAAGAUUUUUGAAGGUACAGAAUUUUUCAGUGACACCUGUCUGUUUACAAGGUGUGGAAUACACAUUUCACAAACUUACAAGGAUGAGACAUUCAGUUCUAUUAGUUACUUUGAUGUGCUAUUCAAUAAUCCAGUCUGUUUAGAGGGUGGGAAAGAAUACAGGAUAGACGCAACCAUAAAUGGUCCCCCGGGAAACUACAUAAACAGUAGUCAUGAGGAGAAAUUUGUUGAAUGUGCUGGGGUUACUUUUACUUUUAAAAAAAGAGCAACAGGAAAUCAAAUUUCUUGCCAGUUCCCCGCAUUAAUUUUUAGCGUGUAA